UAAAGAUAAUAGUAGCAAUAGUGAAAGUUUACAAGAUGAUAGAAGCCAGUAUAUCAAAGAUGGUCUUGAUGACAAUUUUUUCACAACUUUUGAUAAAUCGAGUUGUAGUGACCAGUUAACGAUUAUAGAAGAAUUACAAAUAGAAGAAAAAGAAUUUGAACAAAUUAUAGUAGAUA
Molecule: messenger RNA, 176 nt
Organism: Racocetra persica
Lineage: Eukaryota; Fungi; Glomeromycota; Glomeromycetes; Diversisporales; Gigasporaceae
Source: the annotation of a GenBank genome assembly